This is a messenger RNA of Habropoda laboriosa, 1463 nucleotides long. RefSeq names its product protein THEM6. NCBI's taxonomy places the organism in Eukaryota, Metazoa, Arthropoda, Insecta, Hymenoptera, Apidae. The record is from RefSeq and is a predicted model, not a curated record. The transcript has 5 exons. The coding region runs from base 538 to 1206 and encodes 222 amino acids.
ACCCGUGAACACCGACGAUCGCCAGUCCGUGAGAUGUCGUCGACACGAACGGAUACCUUUUAGCCUUACCUUGUCGCCUCUCUACCUGUGUGUUCACCGUGUUCGUGCGCGUGUUUCCAAGCAUGUGCAAAUUCGUGCUGCCGUGAACGAGCGUCGCGUGUCCUCACCGUCUUCUCCAGCUCGCUGACUGCCGUUUAGGUCCGUAGUAGCCUCUACGAGUUGUAUAAAGGGACGUCGAGCCAGAAGCUGCGUUCUCCGACCAUCCACGGACAUGACUCCUAUCCGUUGAAAAUGAAACUAUUCACCGUGCACCGUUUGCUCAUCCGUGAUCCUUUGUAAUGCUAGUCGAGGAACGCGACUUUUCAUCGGCGAGAAACGAGCCAGGAAACGCCGUCAGCCUCGACCACCACCACCACCACCACGAAUCGAUAAAGUGGAGCGUGGCUUUGAAACGGUGGAGAAACUCCAAAGCCUGAUCCACGCUGCCAUUUAUUCACCGGAGUUUUCUAUUCGCCGAACAGAGACGAACCUCUCAGGAUGUUAACUUGCUGGGUGUUAACCGGCAUCUUCGGGGCCAUCGUGCUUCUAUACGGCCUAAUCGAGGUCCACUAUUUCCUGCGCAUGUUCUUCACCGUGAUCUUCGCGCGUUUCUGUAAGAAAAAGGUCCACAUCCUCGACGAGACCACGAUUUACGGUAUCUGCACUACCACAGACGUGGACACGUUGCUCUAUCACAUGAACAACGCGAGGUAUCUUCGGGAGUUGGACUUCGCCAGGGCUGAUUUCUACGAGAGGACCAGUUUGUACCGUGAGAUCUGCUCGCAAGGAUCCGGGGUUGUACAGGGAGCGGCGACGAUACGUUACAGACGUUUCGUCAAGCCUUUGUCCAUCUUCAAGAUAACGUCUAAGAUCAUAUACUGGGACGAGAAAUCCGUGUUCAUGGAACACCGGUUCAUUACUCCUAGCGACGGGUUUGUCAGGGCCAUCGCGAUUUGCAGACAAAGGCUGUUGGACUGCAGCGCGGAGGCCGUAAUCGGCUCCCUCAUGGAAAGAGGAGUAAAACAAAAUGGUAGCAUCGACGCGGGCGCAACUCAGAUACCUCACGUCAGGCCGCAGAUGCCGCCGGAAGUGGCGAGGUGGUUGGAGAGCAACGAAAUCUCUUCGGCGUCGCUUCGUCAAAGCCCGACGGUGACGACGCAUUGCUGACAAAAGGAGGACGCAGCGUCCAUCACAAAUGGCACCGUCUCCACUUCCGUCUACGCGAUCACGGCCGUGUAAGGUCGAAGACUUGGAUCGAUUCCUGUCCUGUCUGCGGUCGUCGUUUACAGCGCGAACGAGAGAAAACCUCCCCGUCGUUUUUAAUCGCGUCGAACGACCCUAACACGAUGUACAGCCUCGUCUAAUCAAUUCUUCUUUUCCUCCUUUUCUUAUAUCUUUAUUUCUCUCUCUCUCUCUCUCUCUCU